AUGCUGAGGAGCGCCCUGAUGUGCGCCGUGCUCGCACUGGUGCUCGCCCAGCCCUUCCCCUGCCCUAACACCUGCAAGUGUGUGGUCCGCGAUGCGGCGCAGUGCUCGGGCGGCAGCGUGGCUCGCAUCGCCGAGCUGGGUCUGCCCACGAACCUCACGCACAUCCUGCUCUUCCGAAUGGACCAGGGCGUGUUGGGGAACCACAGCUUCAGUGGCAUGACAGUCCUGCAGCGCCUGAUGCUCUCAGAUAGCCACAUUUCCGCCAUCGACCCCGGCACCUUCAAUGACCUCAUAAACCUAAAAACCCUCAGGUUGACGCGCAACAAAAUCGCUCAUCUUCCAAGCCCGCUCCUGGAUAAGAUGGUGCUCUUGGAACAAUUGUUCUUGAACCACAAUGCACUAAGGGACCUGGACCAAAACCUGUUUCAGAAACUGCUUAACCUGCAGGAGCUCUGUUUGAACCAAAAUCAGCUCGCUUCCCUUCCUGCCAACCUUUUCACCAGCCUGGGGAAGCUGAAGGUGUUGGAUUUAUCGGGAAACAACCUGACCCACCUGCCCAUGGGAUUGCUUGCGGCGCAGGUUAAGCUUGAGCAACUGCUGCUCUAUUCAAACCAGCUCGCAUCUGUGGAUUCGGGGCUUCUGGGCAACCUCGGCGCCCUGACGGAGCUGCGGCUGGACCGGAAUCACCUCCGCUCCGUCGCACCCGGUGCCUUCGACAGCCUCGGCAACCUGAGCUCCUUGACUCUGUCCAGAAACCGCCUGGCGUCUCUGCCGCCCGCGCUCUUCCUUCGCGCGAGCAGCGUGACUCGGCUGACCCUGUUCGAGAACCCUCUGGAGGAGCUCCCGGAGGUGCUGUUCGGGGAGAUGGCCGGCCUGCGGGAGCUGUGGCUGAACGGCACCCGGCUGCGCACGCUGCCCGCCGCCUGCUUCCGCAACCUGAGCGGCCUGCAGACGCUGGGCGUGACCGGGAACCCGCGCCUGAGCGCGCUCCCGCGCGGCGCGUUCCAGGGCCUGCGGGAGCUGCGCGUGCUCGCGCUGCACGCCAACGCCCUGGCCGAGCUCCCGGAGGAGGCGCUGCGCGGCCUCGGCCGCCUGCGCCAGGUGUCGCUGCGCCACAACCGGCUGCGGGCCCUGCCCCGCGCGCUCUUCCUCAACCUCAGCAGCCUCGAGACCGUGCAGCUGGAGCACAACCAGCUGGAGACGCUCCCCGGAGACGUGUUCGCGACCCUGCCCCAGCUGACUCACGUCCUGCUGGGCCACAACCCCUGGCUCUGCGACUGUGGCCUGUGGCCCUUCCUCGAGUGGCUGCGCCAUCAUCAGGACCUCCUGAGCCACGGCGAGCCCCCGCUGUGCCGUGGCCCGGAGCCACGCGCGGGCCUGUCGUUCCGGGACCUGCUGCAGGGUGACCCGUGGUGCCCGCACCCUCGAGGCCUGCCUCUCAACCCUCCAGCCGAGAGCGCUCUGCAAGUCCCGGUCCCAUCCCAGCUGCCUAACAGCUCGCAGUCCCGCGCGUGGGUCCAGCUGGUGGCCAGGGCUGAGGGUCCCGAUCAUCGCCUCUACUGGGGUCUUUAUAUUCUGCUUUUAGUAGCUCAGGCCAUCAUAGCCGGGAUCAUCGUGUUUGCCAUGAUUAAAAUCGGCCGGCUGUUUCGAACACUAAUCAGAGAGAAGCUCUUGUUGAGGGCGAUGGAAAAAUCGUGUGACUAAUUAAAAACGUGACUAGAGCGUUGUGGACGGGGCCCCAAGGAGAAUCCAGCCUGGAUGCUGCUCCCUUCCUCCUUUUCCCACGCCGUCUCGCAUCUCCCCUGCUCUCUCUGCCUCAGUUCCUUCUCUCGGUGUUCCUUCUCCCGCUCUCCUCACAAGUACAUUUUGUAAAUCGCUACCUCUUGCUAGCUAGCCCGGCCUCAGUUUCCUUCUCUGGUCUUAGCUUCGGGGAGAAGGAGGAGGAAACUUGGCUUGUAUUUGGCUCCUCCGGUCCCACCGUGCAGCGCUGGGGACCCAGUGGAGAGAGGAGCUCGUUCUUAGUUUCUCAGUUUCUGAGUUUGAGGACACUCCUCCCGGGUGGGCAAGACCUCUCCUGCACCCAGCAAGGGUUGGGUGACAUUUGCUGAAGGAAUACAUGCAUAAAACGAACCCUGGGCCCCAGAGAUGACGACGGCUUCUCCCAGGAGAAAGCCGAGGUCUUCUUGUUCCUUUCUACUUGAAAGGAGAUUCUUUUUGGUUCUCAUUUUGAGUCCGUGCUGAGGACUGUUUGAGGGGGCGCUGGACUCUGAUCCAGAGAUGAAUUUCAGGGCAAGCCUCCUCUGUGAAAACCCCACCCCCAGCGACGACGGUCACUUCCUGGUACCCACUCCUGACCUGACUGGAAUGGAUUUUGUCACUGGUAUGGGCAUGGGAACUCCCGUGUGUCCUGCCUGGCCCAGCUCAUCACAGAGGAGGCUUGCUCUGAAAUGGAGGCUCCACGGGAACCCGAGCCCGGCUGAGGGAUUCUGAACUCAUCUGGAGAAGCCGUGUGCGGGGAAGCUUGGGGACCUGCUCGGCUUGGGGACCUCCCAUUAGCCUCCUGGGAGUUUCCAUUGCUUUGCACCAGGGCAAUGUGUCAUUGGUUCCCAUUUCCUAGAGGUAAAUGCCAUCUCAUUUCACAAGCAUUUAUGGAGCGGUGACCAUGUGAUAGGUGUUCAUGGACGUAAUGAUAGCUUGGUUUCCAUGGACUGCGCUUGUAUCACAUUCUCAUUUAUCCUUCCAAUUGCAAGCAAUUAAACCCUUGUUGCCUUAAUUGGCUGUCUGUGCUUGUGAGAGGCAGUGGUUAAACACAUGCACUGGGAGCUGACAACUUGGGUCUCAUGUCCCCACGUACUAACCCUUGGGGACUUUGUACACACAUUCUGUAAGCCUGGGUUUCCUCGUCCCUGAAAGGGGACAAAACAGUACCUGCCUCAGAGGGGUCACUGUGAGAAUUAAAGGUAAUAAAACAAAGACUUUACCCAGUGCCCUGCAUACAAAAACCGCCCAGGGGAUGAUAGCUACCAUUAAAGAGUAUGCGGUUACAUUCUCAUCCCCCCACCCACCCACACCCUCAUAUUUUUGAGACACUGUCUCACUAUGCUGCCCAGGCUGCUUUUGAACCCGACUCUGGGAUUAGAGGCUUGGGCCGUCACACUCAGCGGGUACCAUGAUUUCUAAAGAAGAUAUUCUCACCCUCUGUAUAGACAAGAGAAAACUUUCUCAGACUGGAGGUUAUAGCCAAACCAGCUGUAUCUGUCUCCCGGUGGCCUCAGUCCCGUGUGCUCGGGUUCUGUGCUUACAGGCCACAGCCACGGAUCUUCCCAACACCAUCAGGGGUAUGUGGAGGAGAAAGAGCUGGAUCCUGACGUCUCUCUGCAUUUACUUCACCAAUAUCGCCUCCUUGGUGAUGCCCUCCCUAUUCCUGGCUAUGUGCCUUCUGUAUGCUAUGUGCUGGUCCUGGGUGCGAUUUUAGGGUAUCUGUUUAAUUGGCCUCUUGUGCUAUGAACUCCUUGGGCAAUUUUUGUCUUGUUUAUUUCAAAAAAUUUGGAGCCGCUUAUAGCUUAAAAUCCAGAUUUUUUUUUUUUUUGACAUGCAGACUCAAUUCUAAGCACUAUUCUCCCAGGCAUGAUUUCUAGCAUGGAGCCUGUUUUGUUCACCUGUAGGAUGAGGGUAACAAUUGCCCCCUUCCUCCCAGUGUUGCAAGGGCCACACGAGGUAAUCCCUGCCAGUUAAUGACAAUGGGCUGGUCCCUGGGGGCCAGCGGCAGCUGUGUGGAUCAGCGAUUCCAGAAUCCACUGUGUUCUAACGUCUCUCAUUGCCUCUUCAUGUGUUGCUUCAUUUGGCAAAUUGAUUUACUCUUCUAUCCCAAGCUCUCUGGUAAGUAGAGAGUCGGAGCCAUGAGUGAAACAAAAUGCUCACUUCCGGGGGGUUGUGCCCUGGGGUCCCACCAGCCGUGAUGUUGUCCCAAAUGCCAAGACAUUCAGAACCAAGGUGUGGAGGACAGCUCCGAACACUUCAGCCAGCUUCAUGAAAUAGUCAGACUUUGUUCUAUUUGAUUCAGUCUUUAAACAGAUAAUAUUGAAAAUCCCUCUUCUUGACUUUAUCCCUUUUUCUCUUUAUCAAACAAUAAAGCUACUCAAUAAA
Peromyscus maniculatus bairdii (prairie deer mouse) is the source of this 4146-nucleotide messenger RNA. The record is from RefSeq and is a predicted model, not a curated record. NCBI's taxonomy places the organism in Eukaryota, Metazoa, Chordata, Mammalia, Rodentia, Cricetidae.